CUCUAUCGUUCAAGCGGAGGCAGCCCGGCGACGCUGCGAAAAACCUCAACGCAGGCCGCGUAGCCGCCAGCCGAACGCGUCGAGAGCCGUUCCUUGGGGAGAGGAAAAACUAAAAAUGGCGUCGGCGUCGUACGCUUCGACGGGCUUGGCCGGAGGCCGAGCGCCGCGGCGGACGGCGGGAAACCGGCUUUCGGGACUGCUCGAAGCCGAGGAGGAGGACGAGUUUUACAAGACUACGUACGGGGGCUUUACGGAGGAAUCAGGGGAUGACGAAUACAAAGGGGACCAGUCUGACAGCGACGACGAAGUGGAUUCGGACUUUGACAUCGAUGAAGGGGAUGAGCCCAGCAGCGAUCAGGAUGAUGACGAGCCGAAAAGGAAGCGGAGAGUCGUCACCAAAGCCUACAAGGAGCCCCUGAAAAGCCUGAGGCCCAAGAAGCCAGACGCGCCUGCGAACAGCUCCCAAAAAGCGAGGGAGGAGAGGUUGGCACCAGCUGAGCUCCAGGAUGACAUGGGAGACAGCCGCAAAUACAUGCGCCAGUCGACCACCGAACACACCAGGCAGACCUUCCUGCGGGUCCAGGAGCGCCAGGUGCAGUCGAAACGCAAGAAGGGGGCAGGCCCCAGCUACGACCGGCCGCUGACCCAGGAGGAGCUGCUGGAAGAGGCGAAGAUAACAGAGGAGCUCAACCUACGCUCUCUGGAGACGUACGAGCGCUUGGAAGCAGACAAGAAGAGGCAGGUGCAAAAGAAGCGGAAAUGUGCGGGGCCGACCAUCCGCUACUACUCAGGGACCAUGCCCCUUGUGUCCGACCUCGGCUUCAAGGAAGAGAACGUGGAUGUCGAAGGUUUGGACCAGGAGACGCAGCCCCUGCCUCCAGAGGCCGCACCAGCAUCUUCUGCUCUGGCGGCAAAGUGCUCGCGGACCUUCAUCACCUUCAGUGACGACGAGACCUUUGAGCGGUUAUUUCCCAAACCCCGCCCCCCCAAGCUGCCCGUGAAGGAGAUCUGCCCCGUCACCCACAAGGCCGCCAUCUACCGCGACCCCAUCACUGACAUCCCGUACUCCAACAUCCGGGCCUUCAAGAUCAUCCGCGAGGCCUACAAGAAGUACAUCACAGCCCACGGCUUGCCCAAUGCUGCCGCCACGGCCGCUCUUGGCCCGGGCCCCCCCAUGGCCGACUCCGGCAUCCGAGCCACCAGGCAGAAGAUCAUCAUCAAGCAAAGCGUCCCAGCUACGUAGGCCAUGAAACUCUUCCCCACUUCCUCGGUUGAUGCCCUUUCCGUUUCUACAAAAAAGCUUUAUUAUUACUGUGAACCUAAUAAAAUCUUUAAAGUGGGAGAGCGGGGAACCUUUGGCCUCCAUUUGUUGCCAAACUAGAACUCUCAUUGGCCCCCGAAGGGAACGACCUGACUUUGAAUAUUGUGUGUAUGUGUUUGCAUGCAUUUUUCUGGGGAGGGGCCCCGUCACUUUCAUCAAGUUCUUAAAUGGGGUCCAUGACCCAAAACAAGGUUAAGAUCUGCUGUAGAGUCUAGGUCAAGACUAAGGAAUGUCUAUGGGCCUCCAGAUGUGGCUGGACUGCCGACUCCCAUCAUUAUCCCUGACCUUUGGCCAUACCGGCUGCUGGGUGAGAUGAGAGUUGGAGUCCAACAGCAUCCGGAGGGCCACAGAAGGUCCCCAAACCCUAAGUAUUGGCUACAGCUUUCAAGGGUUUCAGGCAGGGAGUAUUUUCCCAGCCUGGAGAUGCCCUUGGGGAUUGAAUUUGUGGCCUUCUGCAUGCAAAGCAGAUGUUCUGCCACUGAGCUGUGACCCUUUCCCUAAAACUUAAGUAAGAGUCUAGUCCUUAUGGUUCUGAGUAAAGGAGUGGUUUAAAGAGGAAGCUGCCUUAUACUAUUUAGCUUAGUGAUAAUAAUGAUAAUAAUAGCAAGAAACUUAUUUUUGUUGUCUGCCUCUCACUUGGAACGCAGGUCCCGAGGUGGAUUUCAUAGAUUUAAAAACACAACAACAUACAAAGAGCCGUGCAUAAAUCCAUGAGAUCCUUUAAAACAUCAGAACAAAGUGGUGAAAGUUUCACCAACGUAACGUAAGAAGAGCCUGCUGCAUCCGACCAGUGGCCCAUCUGGUCCAGCGUCCUGCUCUCACGGUGGCCAACCAGGUUUCCCAACGGGAAGCCUGAGGCGCUGCUGAGAAAGACCUUGCUCUGCUUAAGACACGGAGGCUGCCUUGUGCAGAGUCGGGCCACUGGUCUACUUAGCGUUGUUGAUGCUGGCUGGCAGCGUCAUCUCUAGUGCAAUUGCCCGCUAGGGGGCCACAUAACACCAGUUACCACAGCAACGCCGGCCUGCUCGGUGGUAGGCGGCCUUUCAUGCCCAUGUACCAGUAACUGUUACCAGCCACGCUCCCCCCCCAAAUACUCCCAAAGCUACCUGCAGAAUCCAGAGGCAUAAAAGCAAUGGAUUAAUCCGAGCCAGGCAUCAGGCCCUGGAAGAUGUGGAAGGGAACAUCCCAUUCCUGUGAACGUGAGCAGAGUGCUUUUUCUUGGCCGCAGAGCAAGCAGUCCUAACUGGGUUGCACCAGUGUGGAAAAGGCCCUUCUGCAAGCAAUGGCAGAGACGUCUAUGCAUGCCCAGGAACACUCUCUGUACAGCAGCACACAGUAACAGAAUCCAGAGAUGACUUCCAAAAUAAGGGCUCACGGUUGAUUUGAAUAUCCGGAAGGCACUGAUGAUGAUUGUAUUCAUUUAUUUAUUUCAUUUUAUACCCUGAUUUUUUAAAAACAUAGAAAGGUGCUUUAUGUAAAAUCAGCAUAAAACAAAAUGAGAUAAAAACAUAACAGCAGAAACAAGAUGUUUGCCAAGGGUUGCAGGAUCCUCCCACAGACGUUGUCCUAAUGCUCAGGGCUUUAACCUGGUAGCUUACUGGAGGAUUUUAAAAUCCCCUGGUAACGGUGCCUCCCAAGGCCAAAAUCUAUUUUAAUGUAUAUUAUUAUUAGACAGUAAAAGCAUAUUUAAAAGUAUGUAUAAAAACAGUUUAAAACAACAAUAGUACAUAUACCAACGGGGUGAUACAGAUUUUAGCUGGCUUGCCGAAAAGGAAAUAGAAAAUAUCUGUGUAUUAUCUGUGUAUAUAUCUGUGCAAUAUAUGCAGAUCCAAUAAAACAA
Molecule: messenger RNA, 3161 nt
Organism: Rhineura floridana
Lineage: Eukaryota; Metazoa; Chordata; Lepidosauria; Squamata; Rhineuridae
Gene: VPS72
Product: vacuolar protein sorting 72 homolog
Exons: 6
Coding region: 116-1243 (375 amino acids)
Biological process (GO): regulation of DNA-templated transcription; chromatin remodeling
Cellular component (GO): nucleus
Molecular function (GO): ATP-dependent H2AZ histone chaperone activity
Source: RefSeq, a predicted model, not a curated record